AUGAAACAGUAUUACAGGUAUGCAGAUUGUAGCCACAUGCAGUUAUCUUCAGUUCCUCAGGAUCUUCCUAAUGAUACUGAAGAUCUUGUUCUAGAUUUUAAUCACCUUGUGAGUCUGGAUGAACAUUCAGUUUUUAAGUACCAUGACCUGAAAAGCCUAAAUCUGCAAUCCAAUGGUUUGAAAUUUGUGAAUCCAUAUGCUUUUCAGAACACAGUGCAUCUUGAGUCACUAUCAUUACAAGAUAAUAGUAUACAUACCAAAUAUGACUUGCUCUCAGCAGCCUUGAAGUUUACUCCAUUUCUUAAGAAAUUGGACCUGUCACAAAAUAAUCUCAAUGAGGAUAUGUUGAUCCUAAUUCUAAGGAAUCUUACAUCCCUGGAGAGCCUUUACCUUGACAAUAAUAUUAUUAUGCGGUUGGACAGUUCAAUCUUUGAAGGUCUCAGUCAGCUGAAAGAGCUAAGCUUGCAAAGGAACUACAUUUAUGAGAUUGAAGGUGGUACAUUUGAAGGUCUGAUGAAGCUGAGGAAUCUAAAUUUAGCCUACAAUCAUUUGCCAUGUAUUGUAGACUUUGGUCUCACACAGCUCCAAUCACUCAAUCUCAGCUUUAACAACAUUGAAUGGUUCCAGGCUCAAGAAAUUGAUGUAGAGUUCCACCUGGAGCGACUUGACAUCUCUCACAACCAGCUGCUGUUUUUUCCACUCUUGCCUAGACGCAAUCAACUACAUUUGCUGCUACUCUCUGAUAAUGAAAUGAGGUUCUAUGCCAAAUUGUCAGAUGCCAACUCUUCACUUGUAAGCUUUUUAGUUAUUGAAAACAAUAGUAUUAAUAUCACUACUGUUAACUUGUGGGACGAAGUCAUUCUCAGUAAUUUUUCCACUUUACAUUACCUUGACAUGAGUAGGAACCAAUUCCAUAAUCUACCAGAAGGUUUUUUAGCUAAAAUGUCUUCCUUGGCAUACCUAAAACUUAACUGGAACUGUCUAGAAACAUUUAGCCUUACUCAAAAAGAUAUCCCAAGUGAUAUAAUUGAGCUGGACCUCAGUAAUAACAAACUGUCCACUCUACAAGUGGAUAACACUUCCCAGAGCUACUUGGGUCUAAAGUACUUUAAUCUCAGCAAUAACAUUUUGCAGAAACUCCCCAGGCACAUCUUCCACAACAUGAAUGGCUUAAACAGUCUUGAUCUCAGCUACAACAAGAUAAAUUUGUGUUCUUAUUCACAUAGUGUUGCAGAUAUUGGUGAAAGCAACUGUGUGGAUAUCAGGAAUCUGUCAUCUCUCAGAUAUCUUCACCUUUCUGGAUGUGGAAUAGAACUGGAUACUGGCAGAGCAUUUCAUGGUACAGCAAUAACAUAUCUGGAUCUUUCUUAUAACCAUCUGAGGGACAUCUACUUUUUGCUGGACAUAGCUACUACUUUACAAUUUCUUUAUCUCAGAAACAGUCUACCAUAUAAUGUCAGUGUUGAUUUUUCUGCAUUUGGAAAUUUGAUAUACCUGGACAUUUCAGAAAAUGUACUCACUACAUUUCCUACAUCUUUGUUGGAAUUAGCUCUUCAUUUCUUGGAUCUCCGGAAAAAUAGCUUGACGUCACUUCCCCUGGAUAGUUCUUACCAACAGCUCCUACAAAACAUUAAAACUAUAUACCUCAGUGACAACCCAUUUGACUGCUGUGAACUGAGUUGGUGGGUUAUUCUUAGUAAAAUCACUCAAAUUCGUGUACCUGAUAUUCAAGAGGUGAACUGUCAAUUCUCCCACAGUUAUAUGCCAGUGAAUGACAUUCCAGAGUCUGUUGUUCAGAGCUGCCGAUGGAAAACUGGUGGCAACUUGCUCUACUUGUUGCUUGUAUUCCCAAUGUGUUUGACUCUACUAAUAGCUCUUAUUUUGCUGUUUCUAUUGUUUCGGCAAACAUUUUUACAAUCACUUAAAAGAUGUUACAGAACAUCCAGCUACUGAACCUUAACGUGAAUGGAACAACUGUUAUUCAUCCAGGGCUUUAUCAUCUAUAUGCACCCAGACUAAUAUUAUUUUUACAUAAAUAAAUCUAAUUCUGUAAGUUAAAA
Molecule: messenger RNA, 2060 nt
Organism: Bombina bombina (fire-bellied toad)
Lineage: Eukaryota; Metazoa; Chordata; Amphibia; Anura; Bombinatoridae
Gene: NRROS
Product: negative regulator of reactive oxygen species
Exons: 2
Coding region: 1-1953 (650 amino acids)
Cellular component (GO): extracellular matrix
Molecular function (GO): protein binding
Source: RefSeq, a predicted model, not a curated record